AUGCUUGCAACUCAAAUUAAUAAUUGAGAGGAUAAACGAAAUACUUUGCUCUUGCUUUUAGUAGCAAAUAAUAUGUCUGGACUUAAAACUGUUUUAUUUCUUACUCACACAAACAAAAAAAAAAAAUGUUAUAAAUAAAUACUCACAAAUAAUAAAACGUUGUUAAUAAAUAAGCAGCUGCAACGCUAGUAUUUUAGCACUUUCUUUUUCAGAGUCCAAUCUCUCAUCUUUGGGUGGAGUCGACAUGUGUCCUCCUUGUGUCCAAUUUGGCAAAGAUGAGCUUCUAACUCUUUACAACUAUGUAAACAACCACGCAAUUCCAAACUCCUGCGAUGAUAUCUGUGGUAUUCUAAAAGCCAAGCUGCCAGUUGAAAUCUGUGGAUUUUUAUGUCUCAGUGUAGGAGUCAAAGUUUUUACAGAAGAUAUUAAAAAAGACGCUCCAGAUCCAAUCUAUUUUUGUGAAGAUCUUAAGCAGUGUCCUGCAGUCAAAGGAGGAGCAGCCAAUAUCACUAAUACUUAUGUGACCCCAUCAACAGCUGCUCAGUUCUCAACCUUCAACAUCCAAGUGCUUUUUCAAGUGACCAAAGAAACAGGAACAGGUGAAGUCGCCUUAACAUUGAAAACUCCUGAUAAAAGCGUCCUCACCCAGAGCUAUCUUAAUGAAGGAUUCCCAAUUGGGGCAUACUCAGCUAAGUUCCAAGUGGUCACAGAUGGAGGAUAUCCUGCUGGAAAUUACACUGGGCAAGUAGCUGUUUGCACAGGCACUUGUGGAUCUGCCUCUCCUAUUAGUGUAACUCUUGCAACAACUAACGUAAAAUUUACGGUAACUCAACAAGCUUAA
Blepharisma stoltei is the source of this 841-nucleotide messenger RNA. Lineage: Eukaryota; Ciliophora; Heterotrichea; Heterotrichida; Blepharismidae. The record is from the annotation of a GenBank genome assembly.